AUGGUAGAGCUCAGGGAGGAGAAAAAGGAGAAGGUUGAGCUGAAGUGUUGGGCGGGCUUCGCCACGGAAGAUAAAAUGAGAGAAGUGUUGAAGCUGACUCCGCAGCGCAUAGCCGCCAUCAAGGAAUUUUGUGAGAAGCGCGAUGGCUUUACAAAGUGGGAUAAAUACGAGGCCAAAUUGCAAUACUGGGUGGAGGAGGAGGUGGAAGCGUCAUGGACUAGCAGCCACACCCGUUCUCGCACGGAAACCGGGGAGGUUGAAGUUGAGGGAAACAUGCAAGAUUCUAUGCUUGGGGCUUUAGGCCCUGUGGGGCUCGAUAUGAAAGCAUUGGCGACCGCAGGCGUGGUGACACAUGACAUGGGAACAAGUGCCUGCCACAGGAUGAUCGAGAAGUUGGAGAAUAAGAUCAAAGAGUUGGAGAAGGUCCAUGACCAAAUCAACGAUAUCUACUGCAGUGGGGCAGUAGAGGGCUAUACACCUGAGCAAGAGAAGGAGUUGCUUGCGGCCUACAAGAGUGCCAUGAAGGCCAAGGCCAAUUCGGCUGAGAAAAGUGAGAAAGGUGGCAAAGCCGCCAAAGUGAAAGCAGCCCCUGCCAACCAGCUCAAGAAGAACGUUCGAGCAGCCAUGGAUGAAUGUGGGGACCACCUCAGUACGAGGACAUUGGAACGGGCAGCGAACUGCAAAUCCCUAAAGAAUGCCGAGCGGGACCUCCAUGGACUGAUCCGCAAGCUUGGAAUGACCAUGCCCUUCAAACCAAUGACUAUGUGUUGGGGGCAAAAGCGCCUGGAUGUCGAUGUACUCCCUUUGAAGACAUGGUUCAACUACCUUUUGUCCAGUCAGCCCCAUCUCUUGCUUGGAGGAUUUACUGGUGGGCCCCAUGCAAAGCUACUGCUGGAAACAUACUGGCAGAACAAUCGGCCUAUCAUGCCGGAUCACGCUGUGUAUGCUUUACAUGAUGACAGGCUGUCACAGUGUGUUCCUUUCUACUUGCACCUUGAUGAAGGUGUUGGUCAACGGAAGCGCGGAGUGCUGAUAGUGGCAUCGCAGGGUGUGUUUGGCCAGGAGACUCGAACUCGCUUCUUAGAGAACAUGCAGAAAGGGAGGGUUCGCUCUAUGCAGGAUGGAACGGAUCGCAUGUCAGCUGCCCAAUACCACACGGCCAAGGGCAGCACCUACAAAACGAGGUUUCUAUAUACAGCAAUCCCAAAGCAGAACUACAACAAGCGGAACGCUGAUGUGUAUGACUGUUUGAUUGAAAGCCUGUCUCAAGAGACCACGGAGCUCUUGCAAACGGGACUCCAGGUUGGCAGCAAGACCUGGUACCCAAUCUGCGUGGGGCUGAAGGGCGAUGCCCCUGCACUGGGGAAAGCCGGUCGUUUCACAAGGUAUUUUGCCACUAUGGGCAAAGACAAAGGCUGCUGUCCGGAUUGUAUGGCUGGAGUUUGUAGUGCAGCGCCGUUUGAGGAUUGUGAGCCGGAUGCUGCAUGGAUUGGAACAAUAGGCCUGGAGCGGCCUUGGAACCCCAACAAUGUGAGCCCACUGAGCAAUGUGCCUGGACGGCAGUACUUGCCAGAGUUCUUCUACAAGCGGGAUCCAUUUCAUGUCUUCAAGCAAUCCUUGGCUGGCCACUUCAUCUCGAGUGCCAUAGUGGUAAUGGGUGAGUUGGGAUACUUCACAGAUCUCCCUGGUCAGUCGUGCGCAGCAGACAAGCUGCUUGAGCGAGGAUAUGAGGACUUUGCUUACUAUGUGAAGCACGAGUUCCGCGGAAAGAGUAUCAAUCACAUCAAGGCUUUCACAAAAGAGAUCCUGCAUUGGCCGCGGAUAAACUCCUACCCGGCGGCAAGGUUUAAGGGCUCAGAUGCAAUGAUGCUGCUGAGGUGGUUGAAGCAGCUGGUGUCCAUGGGCCCUGUUGGCAGCGCCGGCCUCCUCCGACCUGGCAUUUCCUUGGUAGAUCACCCAAAGGAAGACUCGCACAAACCUGUGCUUUGUGAAAUGCUCAAAGCAUGUGAAGGUGGCCUCCUGUUCUUUCAGAUCAUGCACAAGGAAGGCAUUUGGCUUCUUCGUGAUCAGGCGGAGCAAAUGGGAGCAGCAUGCCAAAGGUUUUGUUCCUCAUACUCCCGCCUUGCUCAGCAGUGCUUUUCAUGGAAGUGGAUGCGGUUUAGGAUGGAACCGUGUUUGCACCACUACUGCCACUUUGGGGUGGAUAUUCGGGAGACCCUGAACCAAUCCCCAGAAAUUCAAUGGAUCCCAAGUCCUGCUCCGCAGAACUGCGAGCAGGACGAAGAUUUUGUGGGCAAAGUUGCCCGGCUGAGUAGGAAGGUUCACAUGAUGACCAUGACACGUCGUGUGAUAGAACGGUACCUAAUUAAACUUUGGUUUGAGUUCAAUGAAGACAACAAGUGA
Messenger RNA from Durusdinium trenchii, 2403 nucleotides. Lineage: Eukaryota; Dinophyceae; Suessiales; Symbiodiniaceae. The record is from the annotation of a GenBank genome assembly.